Messenger RNA from Trichosurus vulpecula (common brushtail), 504 nucleotides. RefSeq names its product trafficking protein particle complex subunit 6B-like. Gene Ontology annotation, biological process: endoplasmic reticulum to Golgi vesicle-mediated transport; regulation of GTPase activity. NCBI's taxonomy places the organism in Eukaryota, Metazoa, Chordata, Mammalia, Diprotodontia, Phalangeridae. Gene Ontology annotation, cellular component: cis-Golgi network; TRAPP complex; trans-Golgi network. The transcript has a single exon. The record is from RefSeq and is a predicted model, not a curated record. The annotation marks the transcript as partial.
CCUCCGCCCUCCCGGAGUCCCCAGAGCCCCAGAGAAGCGGCAGACGUGGCAGACGAGGCGCUUUUCUUGCUCCUCCACAACGAGAUGGUGACCGGCGUCUACAGGUCCGCCGAUCAGGGGGAGGUGGAAAAUGGAAGAUGCAUUACUAAGCUGGAGAACAUGGGUUUUAGAGUAGGACAAGGAUUGAUAGAAAGGUUUACAAAGGACACUGCAAGGUUCAAGGAUGAAUUAGAUAUCAUGAAGUUCAUUUGCAAAGAUUUUUGGACCACUGUUUUCAAGAAACAAAUUGAUAAUCUAAGGACAAAUCAUCAGGGCAUAUAUGUGCUUCAAGACAACAAAUUUCGACUCCUGACUCAGAUGUCGGCAGGAAAACAGUAUUUAGAUCAUGCUCCUAAGUAUUUAAUCAGAGGUGGCUUAUCAAAUUUGGGAAUAAAAAGUAUUGUGACAGCUGAAGCAUCAGCAAUGCCAGCAUGUAAAUUUCAAGUGAUGAUACAGAAGAUGUAG